Molecule: messenger RNA, 764 nt
Organism: Ochlerotatus camptorhynchus
Lineage: Eukaryota; Metazoa; Arthropoda; Insecta; Diptera; Culicidae
Gene: mRpL22
Product: mitochondrial ribosomal protein L22
Exons: 1
Coding region: 78-734 (218 amino acids)
Biological process (GO): translation
Cellular component (GO): ribosome; mitochondrial large ribosomal subunit
Molecular function (GO): structural constituent of ribosome
Source: RefSeq, a predicted model, not a curated record
GAAUACAUAAUCGCUGCACUUGCUGGCGAUAAAAUUUGGAUUUUCCGCGAUAAAUCCGAGUGAAAUCCUCCGGACUCAUGUCCCAACUGGUGCGCAGCAUUGGCCGGUUGGCCAUCAGUGGAUCCAAUCGUCUCUUGCCGGUUUCGACCACACUACCGACGACGAUUAGUCAAUUUCACACUAGCAGCACGUUGUCCAAGAAGUGGAACAGCCACAGCAGCGGUCCAAAGCGAUGGCUCGACAACAACAAAAUCAUCUACCCUCCGCAGGCACCGGCUGAGGAACCCAGACCAGCGUUCGUGUGCCACCAGAAGACCAACAUCAAGUACAGCCCGAAGAAGAUGUGGUACAUUGCAAGUUUUGUGCGAGGUAUGACCGUAGACGAGGCGAUCAAGCAGCUAUCGUUCAUCGACAAGCAAGGAGCGACGGCCGUAAAGGAAUCGAUCCUGGAAGCGGUGGAACUGGCAGUGAAGAAGCAUAAUGUGGAGUUCCGUUCGAACCUGUGGGUGGCGGAAUCUUUCUGCGGCAAGGGACGUGUUUUCAAGGGAUUCCGCCGGCACGGAAGGGGUCGAUUUGGGGAGGUCGAGUACAAACACUGUCACUACUUUGUUCGGCUGGAGGAAGGAACGCCACCGGAGCAUUACUACCCGGGACAGGAGCCGAAGAGCGGUGACCAGAUGCUGCAGGAAUGGCUGGAGUCGAUGCGAAAGCGGAAGGUUAUCCAUUCGUUGUAAUUGUUGUUGCGAAAAUAAAUGAUUAGUGUC